Bicyclus anynana (squinting bush brown) is the source of this 501-nucleotide messenger RNA. RefSeq names its product atherin-like. The record is from RefSeq and is a predicted model, not a curated record. The transcript has a single exon. NCBI's taxonomy places the organism in Eukaryota, Metazoa, Arthropoda, Insecta, Lepidoptera, Nymphalidae. Bases 1 to 501 code for a protein of 166 amino acids.
AUGCCUCGUCAGGAGCCGAAUCCCAGGGAUCCUCGGAUCCAGAAGGACUCAGGAGCCCGAAGGAAGACCCAACCCGAAGCGAACGUCGAACCGCCACCCGUAAUCGCCGCUGCGUCCUCGCGGCAGAGCAAGACAUCGGGUGCCGGCCGCCCCGCCCCGCGCCCCGCACGCCCGCCUCCCGGCCCGCGCGCCGCGCGCACGCCGUCUCCCCGCGCCUCGUCGCACGCCGCGCCGGGCCCGCGCCCGUCCGCUGCGGCAGUCUUCGCCGCGCCGCCGAGCCGCGCGCCCGCCUCUCGUCGCGCGAGUUACGCCUCGCAAGUCGCGCCGCCGAGCCGCCCGGUUGUGCCUGCGCCCGUGCCGCCGUUCUCCCGCGAGAACUCAAACCUGAGUGUUUCGCGCACAGCGCCACCGCUGGCGCUAAUGCCCGCCGCCGCGCCGCCGUCGGAAGCUGCGCCCGCCGCCGCGCACGCUCCGCUUUCGCGCCCGCCGACCGCGAGUUAG